Messenger RNA from Oncorhynchus kisutch (coho salmon), 4344 nucleotides. Its product is annotated as signal recognition particle receptor subunit alpha-like. Lineage: Eukaryota; Metazoa; Chordata; Actinopteri; Salmoniformes; Salmonidae. Gene Ontology annotation, molecular function: GTP binding; signal recognition particle binding; GTPase activity. Gene Ontology annotation, cellular component: signal recognition particle receptor complex; endoplasmic reticulum membrane. The record is from RefSeq and is a predicted model, not a curated record. Gene Ontology annotation, biological process: SRP-dependent cotranslational protein targeting to membrane; intracellular protein transport.
UCUUCGAUUUCCUGGUCUUGCAUCUGAUGUGUCAAACAGUUUUAGUGGAGGUAGCUAGACUUGGGAGGACAUUUUUCAUCAGAUAGUGUAUACCUGAUUAGAUUUCCUUCUCGAGGUGGAAGGCACUUAAAAGAUUCGUCCGCUCACUUAUUUUUUACGUUUUUUUUUUUUAAAGGUUCUCCUUUUCACGUUUUUGUUAGUGUUUGUUUUCUUUAGUUUGGUAUAUUCUCUCGUGUACAUGGUGACAAGAUGCUGGAUUUCUUCACCAUCUUCAGUAAGGGAGGCAUAGUGUUGUGGUGUUUUCAGGGAACCGGUGUUACAGAAUCCUUCACCGGGCCUGUCAACGCGCUGAUCCGCUCCGUGAUCCUUCAGGAACGCAGUGGCAACAAUUCCUAUACUCAUGAUGCCUUGAGUCUUAAGUACAAACUCGAUAAUGAGUUUGAGCUGGUUUUUGUGGUGGGUUUUCAAAAAAUCCUGACGCUGACGUAUGUUGACAAGUUCAUAGAUGACGUACAGCUCCACUUCAGGGAUCGCUAUAAGAAUGAGCUGGAGCAAAAGGGGGCCCGUACACUGUUGAGCAGCUGUUUUGCAUUUGAGGAUGACUUCAAAAUGCUUCUUUGUGAGGCGGAGGAGAGCAGCAAAGCUCGAGGUCCUACCUCCAUGAGGAGCUUCAAUGCUUCCCUGAAAUCCCAGAAAACUGUGAAGUCCAUGAUCGAGACGAAGGGAGGGGAUAAGGGCAAGGAACAGGGUGGCAAGAAGAAUAAGAAUGCCAAAAAAGAGGCUCCUGCUGCUGAGCCUGUGAAAGGGGAACAAGCUAAGGCUCCAGCCAGUCAGAAGACAGUGGAGAAUGGUAACCAGGGCUUGACCCAGGAGGAGAUCAUUCAGAAGAAGAGAGAGGAGUUUAUACGCAAGCGCAUGUGGGCACCUGCAGAGAAGCCCAGUAAGUCCCCCAAACCUGUGAAGGAGAAAACCAAGGGGAAAGAGAAGCGGGUGUGGACCUUGGGUGGCAGCAGCACCAAGGAACUGGACUACAGCCAGUGCAAUGGCAACGGAGACCAUGCUACUGGGGUCCAUGUCCUGGAUGCUCAAGCUGACCCGGGGAUGCAGCUGAGCUCGAUGAAGGGUGACCUGCUCGCUGUGGAUUACGAGUCCAGCGAGGAAGAUGCGGUGGAGAAGGUGGUAGUUGCUGACACAAGCAAACAAAUGGGUGCUUAUGUGGGGAUGUUUGGGAUGCUCAAGGGCCUGGUGGGUUCCAAGAGUCUGAGCCAGGAGGACAUGGAGCCAGUUCUGGAGAAGAUGAGGGACCACCUCAUCGCUAAGAAUGUAGCAGCUGAAAUUGCCUCCCAACUCUGUGACUCUGUAGCCAAGAAACUGGAGGGCAAAGUCAUGGGUACCUUCACUACUGUAGCAUCAACAGUAAAGGGGGCCCUGCAGGACUCCCUGGUCCAGAUCCUGCAACCAAAGCGGCGUGUGGACAUCCUGAGAGACGUCUUGGAGGCUCGGAGCCAGCGCAGGCCCUUCAUCAUCACCUUCUGUGGGGUCAACGGGGUUGGCAAGUCCACCAACCUGGCCAAGAUCUCUUUCUGGCUAAUCGAGAACGGUUUCACCGUGCUGAUAGCAGCCUGUGACACAUUCCGUGCGGGGGCCGUGGAGCAGCUGCGUACCCACCAGCGCCGCCUUAACUCCAUGCACCCCCCUCAGGACGACAGGGGACGCCCCGUAGUGCAGCUUUAUGAGAAAGGCUACGGGAAGGAUGCCGCUGGCAUCGCCAUGGAGGCUAUCGCCUAUGCCCGUAACCAGGACUUUGAUGUGGUGCUGGUGGACACUGCUGGACGGAUGCAGGACAACACCCCGCUGAUGACGGCCCUGGCCAAGCUGAUAGCUGUCAACAUGCCUGACCUGGUGCUGUUUGUGGGGGAGGCUCUAGUGGACAACGAGGCUGUCGACCAGCUAGUGAAAUUUAACCAGGCGCUGGCUGAUCACUCCAUUCUGAUUGAUGGGAUCGUUCUCACCAAGUUUGACACCAUUGAUGACAAGGUUGGCGCUGCUAUCUCAAUGACCUACAUCACAGGGCAGCCCAUUGUGUUUGUCGGCACGGGGCAGACCUACAAUGACCUGCGGAGCCUCAAUGCCCGUGCUGUGGUGGGCGCCCUUAUGAAGGCCUGAGUGGCUGCUGCCUGCAUAUGUUCACCACCAUCGUGACAAAGCCAACCACAAACACUGCACUUUGAGAUGUCUGGUCCUGCAGUUCACAUCCUAACUAUGAUCCUCCACAUGGCACCAAACACAAAACUCACAGGCUUCCUCCCAGCUCCGUCUGGGAACGGGGCGGUUGUUGACUUUUUAAGCAAUAUUGCACUAAGAUCUCUUGAAUUUGGACCAACAGUUUAAAGUACCUCAAUUUUGUUUAGCUUUAAAAUGAUGCGGUGAAGUUCAACAAGAGACAUUUCCAUCUGAUCAAAUGUCAAAUUCACUUCCUGGCAUUGUCUUUUUCCCCUUCACUUCAAUGAGAAAAUGGCAGGUAUGAAUGCUUGCUGGAGGUGACACGUUUCAGCAGCCACCCUGUCCCUGAGUAAAGCUUAGUGACCAUAGUGCCUAUUCCGUCUCCCUGAAGCAUCACCACUGCAGAGGUGAUGGUCUGUCUGCUGAAAACAUCAAUAAGCCUGCACAACACUAAGUAACUCUUGUUUCUCUCGCUCUCCAUGAUGGACCCCUAUGCCCCCUUCUUCCUCCGAAUUGGAGAGUUCAAUUUGGUGGAGGUGAAGAGACAUGGGUUAUUACAUUUGGGGUUAAAAGUCCAGAGAUGUCAAAGGUCUCUGGACAACAGCUUUCUACAAAAUAAAAGGGUCAAAAUGACAAGUCUUACAUUCUCAGUCCCAUAUGUCAAUUUGAGAAUGUAAACAUUUCUAAAUAAAGCUGCUAUGAACAGCCUAACAACUUAUGGUUUUGUUAUGUACCCUAUAGCUUAUGUUUAUACGUUUUCCAAUUCCAACCUUGGAACAUAAAUGCUGAUAGUGUGGUCUGGAUAACAAAGGCAAAAUGUCAUCUCUUGGCAACAUGGAAAAGUAUUGCAACAGGAAGAGUCGAGUGGCAACUGGUGUACAGUGCAUUCGGGAAGUAUUCAGACUUUUCCACCCCUAUUCUAAAAUUGAUUUAAUUCCCUCAAUCUCCAACCCAAAACAAAGCAAAAACAGGUUUUUAGAAAUGUUCUAAUUUAAAAGAUGAACAGACCCUUGUGAAUAACUAUUCAUACCCUUUACUAUGAGACUCAAUUGAUGCAUCCUGAUCUUUGAGCUGUUUCUACAACUUGAAGCCCACCUGUGGUAAACUCAAUUUAUGGGACAUGAUUUGGAAAGGCACACCUGUCUAUAAGGUCCUAGUUGACAGUAUGUCAGAGCAAAUACCAAUCAAUGAGGUCGAAGGAAUUGUCCAUAGAGCUCAGACAGGAUUGCAGCAUUGAAGGUCCCCAAGAAAACAAGUCUCCAUUCUUAAAUGAAAGAAGUUUGGAACCACCCAAGACUCUUCCUAGAGCAGGCCGCCCAGCCAAAGUGAGCAAUCGGAAGGGCCUUGGUCUUGGUCAGGGAGGUGACCAAGAACUUAAUGGUCACUCUGACAGAGCUGCAGAGUUGCUCUGUGGAGAUGGGAGAACCUUCCAGAAGUACUCCACCAAUGGUAGUGGCCAGGCAGAAGCCACUCUUCAGUAAAAGGCACAUGACAGCCUGCUUCGAGUUUGCCAAAAGGCACCUAAAGGACUGACCAUGAGAAACAAGAUUUUCUGGUCUGAUGAAACCAAGAUUGAACUCUUUGGCCUGAACGCCAAGCAUCACGUCUGGGGGAAACCUGGCACCAUCCCUAUGGUGAAGUGUGGUGGCAGCAUCAUGCUGUGGGGAUAUUUUUCAGUGGCAGGAACUGGGAGACUAGUCAGAAUCGAGGGAAAGAUGAACAGAGGAAAGUAGAGAUCCUUGAUGAAAACCUGCUCCAGAGUGCUCAGGACCUCAGACUAGGGGCGAAGGUUCACCUUCCAACAGGCCAAUGACACCAAGACAACGUUGGAGUAACUUCGGAACAAGUCUGAGUGGCCCAGCCAGAGCCCAAACCCGAUCGAACAUCUCUGGAGACCAGAAAAUAGCUGUGCAGCGACACUCCCCAUCCAACCUGACAGAGCUUGAGGAUCUGCAGAGAAGAAUGGGAGAAACUCCCCAAAUACAGAUGUGCCAAGUUGGUAGUGUCAUACCCAAGAAGGCUGUAAUUGCUGCCAAAGGUUCUUAAACAAAGCACUGAGUAAAGGGUUUGAAUACCUAUAAGAGUAUUUUUACUUUUGCAAAAUUGUCAACCUGUUUUUGC